Anguilla rostrata (American eel) is the source of this 2344-nucleotide messenger RNA. RefSeq names its product septin 7b (gene septin7b). The transcript is spliced from 13 exons. The record is from RefSeq and is a predicted model, not a curated record. Lineage: Eukaryota; Metazoa; Chordata; Actinopteri; Anguilliformes; Anguillidae. The coding region runs from base 86 to 1267 and encodes 393 amino acids. Gene Ontology annotation, cellular component: microtubule cytoskeleton; septin complex; cell division site. Gene Ontology annotation, molecular function: GTPase activity; molecular adaptor activity; GTP binding. Gene Ontology annotation, biological process: cilium assembly; cytoskeleton-dependent cytokinesis; intracellular protein localization.
GAACGUGGAGGGAUACGUUGGCUUUGCAAACCUUCCCAAUCAAGUGUACAGGAAGUCUGUGAAGAGAGGUUUUGAGUUCACUCUCAUGGUUGUGGGGGAAUCUGGGUUGGGAAAGUCAACGUUGAUCAACUCACUGUUCCUGACAGACUUGUAUUCUCCAGAAUACCCUGGGCCUUCACAUAGAAUCAAGAAGACUGUACAGGUGGAACAGUCCAAGGUGCUAGUAAAGGAGGGCGGAGUCCAGCUGCUCCUCACAAUAGUCGACACCCCAGGGUUCGGCGAUGCCGUGGACAACAGUAACUGCUGGCAGCCAGUCAUCGAUCACAUCGACAGCAAGUUUGAGGAUUACCUCAACUCCGAGUCCCGCGUGAACAGACGGCAGAUGCCCGACAACAGAGUGCACUGCUGCCUGUACUUCAUCGCCCCCUCAGGACAUGGACUGAAACCGCUGGACAUCGAGUUCAUGAAACGGUUACAUGAGAAAGUGAACAUCAUCCCUCUCAUUGCCAAAGCUGAUACUCUGACUCCUGAGGAGUGCCAACAGUUCAAGAAGCAGAUCAUGAGAGAAAUCCAGGAGCACAAGAUCAAGAUCUACGAGUUCCCCGAGACCGACGACGAGGAGGAGAACAAGCUCGUGAAGAAGAUAAAGGACCGCUUACCUCUGGCCGUCGUCGGGAGCAACACCAUCAUCGAGGUCAAUGGGAAGAGGGUUCGAGGGAGGCAGUACCCGUGGGGCGUGGCUGAAGUGGAGAAUGGAGAGCACUGUGAUUUCACCAUCCUCAGAGACAUGCUGAUCAGGACCCACAUGCAGGACCUGAAGGACGUCACCAAUAACGUCCACUACGAGAACUACAGGAGCGGGAAGCUGGCAGCUGUCACCUACAACGGAGUGGACAACAACAAGAGCAAGGGCCAGAUGACCAAAUUUGACACAGGUGAAGGCAUGAGCCCCCUGGCCCAGAUGGAGGAGGAGAGGAGGGACCACGUGGCUAAGAUGAAGAAGAUGGAGAUGGAGAUGGAGCAGGUGUUCGAGAUGAAAGUCAAGGAGAAGAUCCAGAAGCUGAAAGACUCCGAGGCUGAGCUGCAGAGGCGCCAUGAGCAGAUGAAGAAGAACCUGGAGGCCCAGCACAAGGAGCUGGAGGAGAAGCGGCGCCAGUUUGAGGACGACCGGGCCAGCUGGGAGGCGCAGCAGCGCCUGCUGGAGCAGCAGAAACUGGACGCCUCCAGGACCUUGGAGAAGAACAAAAAGAAAGGGAAGAUCUUUUAAAGUGUUCGGGGAACAGCGCUUUGUAUUUGCCAAUUUGCCAGCCUGGAUGACUGUGUUUCCGUCAAAGGGCAACGCACAGGUUCAGCUGAAUAUCAUCUGCAUGAGGGAGGGCCAGAACGCUGCUGCCUGUGUCCUUUGGGGUGGGGUGGGGUGGGGUGGGUGGGUGGGGGGGGUUAACCGCCAUAAAACUUACCAUCUUGCACACGCUGAACCCAGAAAAGCUCAGUUCCGUCUUACAGUUUUUAUUUUUCCAAAAAAAAGAAAGCACCGUUUAAUGCAGAGGUAAUGUUGUACAAUCAUGUUUUGGUGGUUGAUUGUUUACACAAAAAAAAAAAUAUUAAAAAUCCCGUUCUUCCGUGACGUCCCAAAAAAAACAAAAAAAAAAAAAACCGUACGGUGAUUCUGAGCGAGAUGUUCUAAACGUUCUUCUAUUCUCUGCUUCUUUGUCAAAUAUGCAUAACACAGGAGACCAUGUACCGAGCAGCAUCCUAUGAGAGAGUAGCCUAAUGCGAAAUGACCAAAAGACGAGUCCAUUCUCACUGUAACCAUGACGAUGACGGCCACGAUUUAAGAGAACCGUAAAGGAUGAAUUACACCUCAGGCUUUUUUAAAAAAUAUAUAUAUGUAUAACAUUGGUUUUUGCUUUAUCUUUCCCAAAAAAUAAUGCUUCUUUUAUUUCUUGUAAUUUAAAUUAUCUAGCCUUGGACAGCCAUGUAUAACAUCAUUAAUGUAAUAUUUCAUUUAGUUUUUUUUUUUUGGUUUAUAUAUAUAUAUAUAUAUAUAUAUAUAUAUAUAGGCCCUUAUAAAGUAAUCUUUUUUUUUUGGAAGUUGGAGGAGUCUUGGGAGGAUUGGCCAGUUAGUUGACUGGUUUUCAGGUAGCAUCAGUGGGCAGUUCAGAAUGAGCUGAAGGCCGGCUGUAUGUCUACUUUAACGAGUGUCCUCACGCCAGCAUUGGGUUUUCCCUGACAGUCAGAGGUCAUCGCCACACUUAGGUUUGUUCAUGUACUGCAUCUCUGUAUUUUUUAUUUUGUUUUUCAUUCGUAUUGUACAAAGUCACGUAAUAAACUUGUGAUGAUA